AUGACCGGGACAUUUUCGCCGGAGAAAUGCUCCACGUGGCUAGACUUGAACAGAGAAGAGAAGAACAAUGAAGAAGAGUCGUCAAUUGAAGACGAAGACCAACAAGUCACGAGUAGUAAUAACGUGAGACAAUAUGUUCGAUCCAACAUGCCUCGGCUUCGAUGGACGCAUGAUCUUCAUCUAUCUUUUGUCCGUGCAGUCCAACGACUAGGCGGUCCAGACAGAGCGACACCGAAAUUAGUUCUUCAGAUGAUGAAUUUGAAAGGAUUGAGUAUUGCACAUGUCAAGAGUCACUUACAGAUGUAUCGGAGUAAGAAGCUUGAGCCAUCAUCUCGCCAUGAGAUUGGAGCGAUGAUGGGUGGACACAGCAGGUAUUUGCUGGAUCACAUGAUCCGUAUCCCUUAUGGUGAUUUAAGACACGUCUACAACUCUAAAACCGUUCCUUCGAGGGUACUAAACCAUGAUGCGGUCUUUACAAAUCUUGGAGGUAACUUUGUAAUGCGACCUACGAGCUGGUUUAGCGGGUUAAGCAGAAAUGAAUGGAAUAACCGAGACAGCAAAGAGAGUAAGACUCUUCCUCUGCUAGAGAUUAGGAGGACGACCAAUGAGAAAAGAGUCCGAGAUGAGCAGGGGAUAGAAGUAUCAUCAGUCAAACGAAUGAGAUUAAUGUCCGGAGGUGGAAAUUGCAAGCAAAAACCAACAGAUGAAAUCAACACGAUGCUCUCGCUUUCUCUGUUCUCGACAUCAUCGGGAGAGCCUCACAUAGCAUCUGACACAAUAGAGACAUGA
Messenger RNA from Arabis nemorensis, 789 nucleotides. The record is from the annotation of a GenBank genome assembly. NCBI's taxonomy places the organism in Eukaryota, Viridiplantae, Streptophyta, Magnoliopsida, Brassicales, Brassicaceae.